Dunckerocampus dactyliophorus (ringed pipefish) is the source of this 5177-nucleotide messenger RNA. It is a transcript of the gene ubash3ba, whose product is annotated as ubiquitin associated and SH3 domain containing Ba. NCBI's taxonomy places the organism in Eukaryota, Metazoa, Chordata, Actinopteri, Syngnathiformes, Syngnathidae. Bases 547 to 2475 code for a protein of 642 amino acids. Gene Ontology annotation, molecular function: protein binding. The record is from RefSeq and is a predicted model, not a curated record. The transcript is spliced from 14 exons.
CUUUCCACCAUCCACCCUCAGCUUGGCGCUGUGCAUCACACGGCCUCAAACAACUGAUUAAUGUCGCUGUAGUUCUUUAUCACUUGGUUGUAAUUUUCACUGGACAACUCACGGCUGUCCUGUACGUUUAUUAACAACCCGCCGGCCCUUAACUUGACGGCUUGUUGUCUUAGAGGUAGAACCUCCGUCCACCCAGGAGCCAUUCAUAAAUAAGCCCUUGGAGGAAGGAGGAGGAAGGAAGCUGGCGUUUAGCUGCAUCUGAUUUCUCAUUCUGUGGACCGGAUGCGAGAGGCGAACUCGAGCCCGACAUUUUCGGGGACCGUGGCUUGGGCUCACGGCUGAGCUGAGUUGACUUGCCAUGGCUGACCCUUCAUGUGAUGGUCCGGACUUGCUGGAUGAAAACGAACCAAAGUGUUUGGUGCACUUAAAUCGAGCUUCUUGAGACUCUGGUUUCUUUUUUGUGACAUAAAACGUUGGUUGCUUGUCUUUUCAUUGAAUAAAUGAAAAUACGCGAAAGGUCCGUCCAUGCUGAUGGUGCAGUGAAUCAUGGCUGCUAAAGAGGAACUAUACGCCAAAGUGACCCCGCGGAGACAGCGCCAGAACCGGGCCGGCACCGUCAAACAUGGGUCUACUCUGGACGUGUUGUUGUCCAUGGGCUUCCCAAAGACCAGGGCCUUGAAAGCUUUGGUUUCGACAGGAGGGAAAAAUGUCCAAGCAGCUUGUGACUGGCUCUUUUCCCAUGUGGAUGACCCCUUCCUGGAUGACCCUCUGCCCAGAGAGUAUGUGUUGUAUCUGCGACCCAGUGGGCCGCUGCUGCAGCAGCUCUCUCACUUCUGGCAGCAGUCUCGCCUCUCGUGCGGCAAAAACAAGGCACACAACAUCUUCCCCCACAUCACCCUCUGCCAGUUCUUCAUGUGUGCUGAUGGGAAGGUGGAGGCUCUGUCUGAUGCACUCCAGUCCUCCGUGACCAAGUGGAAAGGUCGUAUCCCUAUGCCCCUCCCCCUGGAGCUGUACACCUCCUCCACCUUUAUUGGUCUCUUUGUGGAGGAACAAGUGGCCGAGGUGCUAAAGAGUUUUGCUGCGGAUUUUGCCAGUGAAGCAGAAAUGAAAGCAGAUGUGCAUGUUGAGCCCCAUAAGAAGCAACUGCAUGUCACGUUGGCAUACCACUUCCAAGGCAGCCAUCUUCCAAUCUUGGAGAAGUUGGCCAAGAACGUGGAUGUGUCGUCAGGCUGUGACUGGCUUGUCGUGCUCUUCUCUCGGGAUAUUCGCUUUGCUAAUCAUGAGACACUGCAAGUCAUGUACCCCUAUGUGCCUCAAAAUGAUGAUGAGCUUGAGCUGGUGCCUGGAGACUUCAUCUUCAUGUCUCCAAUGGAGCAAAGCAGUGCCAGUGAAGGCUGGGUAUACGGCACUUCGCUGGGCACAGGACUGUCUGGCCUGCUGCCUGAAAACUAUGUCAGUCGUGCUGAUGAGUCAGACACUUGGGUUGUCCAUGGGUCCCAUUCUAUUCUCAACUGUACCGCUCCGUCUAACUCUGGCAGCACACUUAGUGGAUUACUCUUUGAUGGGCAGCACACUGACAGUCUGCUUGACAGUCUGGUGGAUCCUCCCAGCCUCACUGGCCUCUGUCCUUCCAUGCAGGUAACACGGGCAGCUGGUCAUUCGUCUCAGUCCAAGAUGAGACUGUUUGUGUGUCGACAUGGGGAGAGGAUGGAUGUCGUUUUUGGGAAACACUGGGUGACUCAGUGUUUUGAUGCCAAAGGCCGAUACAUACGCUCAAAUCUCAACAUGCCAUCCAGCCUGCCAGCUAGAAGCGGAGGUCACCGGGACUAUGACAAAGAUUGUCCAAUUACUGUGUUUGGCUCCACUCAAGCCCGUCUUGUAGGUGAAGCACUGCUGGAAAGCCACACCACAGUAGACUUUGUUUAUUGCUCUCCUUCACUUCGCUGUGUCCAGACAGCUCAGCACAUUCUGCAGGGUCUCCAACAGGAGGGAAAGACAAAAAUUCGUGUGGAACCUGGACUUUUUGAGUGGACCAAGUGGGUUUCGGGCACAAGUUUACCAACCUGGAUCCCUCCAACAGAACUGGCUGCUGCUAACCUGAGUGUGGACACAACCUACAGACCUCAUAUUCCCAUUAACAAGCUGGUGGUGUCUGAGUCCUAUGACACCUACAUCAGCCGGAGCUUCCAAGUGACACGGGAAAUCCUGUCAGAGUGCAAAAACAUGGGAAACAAGGUCCUGAUUGUGGCCCACGCGUCGUCCUUGGAGGCCUGCACUCGCCAGAUACAAGGACUCAGCCCACAAAACUCCAAGGACUUUGUCCAAGUUGUGCGGAAGAUUCCCUACUUGGGAUUUUGUGCUUGCGAAGAAAUGGGGGAGACAGGUGUGUGGCAGCUGGUUGACCCGCCCAUCCUGCCUCUGACACAUGGACCCAAUCACAGCUUCAACUGGAGGGAGAUGCUCAUGCAAGACUAAAGACAAACAUGCCGCUUCAGUAUUUAUUUUUUAACCUUACUGCUUCAAAUCAAGCCCAAUGACACCAAAACAAAAAACAAACACGUCUGGCUUCCAUGCACGGCAUCUCGUCAGUCGGGUCACUGUAUUGAGGUGCACAGCUCAGGAAUGUGAAGAUUACAGCAAACAGUAUCUAGACUCAUUGAUUUUGUAUUCUCUUGCCCGCCAAUACACUGUGACAAGAUGCCAGAGACUUGUACUGCAGGAAUAUUUUUCCAAAAGACAGAAACUAUUAUUUGACUGGUGGCUCCAACUAUACUGGGGGGGGAAGCACAAAAGAAAUGUUAACAGGGAAGAACUGCUCUUCAUUGUUGAAAUGGCGGUAGUAGGUUGUCUAUUACACUUGUUUUUAUUCCACCAAAUGUCAUAUCAUUUGCCAUUCUAUUCCACCAACAGUUAUUAUCUCACGUGAGUCCACGAACAUUAGCGAUACCAUGCAGUUUUAAUAACCUCCACUGGAACUACUAAGUGAAAUUUUUGUGACAUUCAUUUUAGUUUUUGUGAAAUGUUGCCGGCACUGUUGGUGCUGCAGCCAUAAUGCUUUUCAAACAUUUUUUUUUAAUUUGUCACAUUUCAUUGAACUGUACAUUUAAUAUUAAGGAGAUCAUACAAGUUAUCCAUUCAUUUUCUACACCAAUUGUCCUCAAUAGGGUUGCGGGGGUAUGCUGGAGCCUAUCCCAGCCGUCUUCGGGCGAGAGGCGGGGUACGCUCUGGACUGGUCGCCAGCAAAUCGCAGCAUACAAAUUAUUUGUUUUACAAAUCAAAAUAUACUAUUGCUCUUGAAAAUGAAUAAAGCGAGUGGGUGGAGUUAUUUGGGCCUGCAUGUGAAGUACUUAUUUUUGUUUAUAAUUGGGGUGUUGAGAUUUGCGAGCAGAGCAGAGAGUGCUUCCAACUCAUUUUUGCUUGUAAUGUAUUGGUAAUUUCUGCAUGACCUUUGCUGUCAUUUCAAAGCUCGUCCAUGUAGCGUUCUUGCUGAUUGCUUCACAGGGGCCGUAACGGUGCACAGCAACGGUGCUCUUUAAAAGUGUGAAAAAAAAAAAAAGAAGCGGAAUCCAAAAAUAACAUAUUCAUCCAUGCAGGCAGCAUUCUGUUUUGGAAUAGUUUGACUUUUGUAAUAAGUCACAAAAGCUGCCCUAUCAUGUCCUUACUUUCAUUUAUGGAUAAUGGUUAUUGAUAAAGAAGAGUCAUCAAACUGUCAAGCAGCCAAGAAGGAUUAAUAAAACAUGAAGUCUGGAAUGACAACCACCUCUUCUCCUCCCAUAUCUCCUUCUAACAGUGCACAGAAUCCAUGACCCCGCUAGCAUUCAUUGGCAUUCAAUAACCUUCAUCCUUAAUGAUGGUUGCGACAGUUGAAUGAUUGGGGCCGAAAGAGCGUCAAUUUUGGUGGGUGGGGCGCCUCUCUGAGCUUUUUAUGAUGUAAUUUUGAUGUUCAUUUUUUUUUAUGUUAAUCUUCCAUGGUGAUUGCUCUCCUCUUUGGCGCACUGGGAGACAUAAUGAAGUCCAAAAAGUUCAUGAAUAAGCGAGCAGGCGCACACUGUAUUCAUUUGCCACGUGUAUUCUUCCGACAGUGCACGCCGUCAAUAGUUCUUGAGCAAGUCUUGUGUUUAAGGACCAAAAUUAAGUUUUCAAUUAAAUUAUGGGAUAUUUUGUUUUACAUUUUUUAAGAUUUGAAUGAUUUUGUAAUUUUGCGUUUAAUUUGUUGAUUGUGAUAUAAUCAGAAUUUUGAAAACUGACAAAGAUAUUAAGGAGAAAUAGCAACAAACUUAUCUGUGAACAAUUUAACAAUAUAUACAUACAAUAUCAACAGAAUAAAACAACUGUUGAAUUUUUAACAUACAAUUAUUUCAGCAAAAGAAAGUCAAUGGUGAAAAAUCAGUAAACAAAAGCAAAAACUACAAUUGGCUCUCAUUCACAGCCUCUGUUUUUUUACUCCCAAAGCCCUCCUGUGUCUAAGAAAGUAUUCCCUCAGUUAAAAUAUCGACGCUAUUGACAUUUGGAUCGAUCCACCACAUCUAAUGGACACUAAGCGAGUUGACAGGUAAUGGCACAAUUUCGUCACCUGCCCUUCUUCCAACCACUACAAAUCCCAUAUAGUAUUUGAAGUUCUCUUCUAGUAGAGGUGAGUUUGAGUGAAAAAUUGGUACCUUAGAUGAACUGGAAAACCUUCAGCAAAAAAAAGGCGGGGGGCGGGGAUUGGAACAUGCUUGCUAGCUAGCUUGCAAUAUUAGCUGAUUUAUGGCCUCGUACACACCUUGUUGUCAAAUAGUACCUUCCUUGCCAAGCAGUGACGGUUGUAACAGUGUUUUAUGAUUGAGUGCUUUCGGGUGGAUUAAAGCAAAUUGGUAUGGUUUACGUCGUAGUCAGAAGAGAAGAUUAAACUUUUGAAAUAAUGCUCCAAAUGCUCACCAGCCCAUUCGGUGAAGACAUUAUGCAAUGCUGCUAACAGUUGUAUUUUCAAAAUUACUGGAUGGAAUCACUGAAUAUCAGUCUAUACUAAUAAUACAUUCAUCUCAAUUGCAUAAAUAUAAACAACAAACGUACACUAUAAUAUGAUCAAGCUAUGUGAAGGAUGAACACUAGAUGGAGCUCCAUCCUGUCGUUCCCAAGUGAAUAGUCAACAAGUUCAUUUUAUGAGGACCAAAAGGUGCACAACGAUCAGAAAA